Molecule: messenger RNA, 3181 nt
Organism: Ipomoea triloba (trilobed morning glory)
Lineage: Eukaryota; Viridiplantae; Streptophyta; Magnoliopsida; Solanales; Convolvulaceae
Product: proteinaceous RNase P 1, chloroplastic/mitochondrial-like
Exons: 7
Coding region: 72-2663 (863 amino acids)
Biological process (GO): tRNA 5'-leader removal
Molecular function (GO): protein binding; ribonuclease P activity
Source: RefSeq, a predicted model, not a curated record
UUUCCGAUAACAAACUCAGUAAUCAGACCGAGAUAGAGGCAUAGAGCAGAGCGGCUAUGUGACGGCCACACAUGGCCUGCGCUUCCGCUUCCUUCACCUUCAAACCGCUGCAAAAGGCUCAGCUUCACCUCUCUUCCUUCUCCUACUGUAAGUAUUCAUCAAUGCUCAACCCUUUUAAGAUCUACACCUCAUAUUUCCCUUCAACCAAGCUCACACUUGAAGUUGAAACACAUGUUACUCGCUUGGAAACAGACCGAGAAAUCUCAAGAAUCAUACCGCGUAGCGUAAAUUGUAGAGAAAAUGGUUCUGGGUUGUCUUCUUUUACUUCUAAAGUUAGCAGGUUUAGUAGAAAACAUUCAAAAAAUAAUCAUGCAGUAGAAAAUGUUGAGAAAAGGGUCGUAUUAAAAGAAGGGCAUGGGGUAAAUGGGUUAAAUUCACGAAAAAGAGGGGAAUUAAGCCCUGAAAUUUCUAUUGUUAAAUCCAAAAAUGGGUCUUCUGGAAAGAAGGAUGAGAAAAGUAGGAGGGUAGAGCAAAAAUCAAGAAAGAAUGAUGGCAAGGAGGUAGCAAUAGAGGAGCAAAGGGAAAAAGGAUCUAGUAAAGGUAAGGUACACUCACCAGAAGCUAAGUUGAGGCUAGGGUUGGAUAUGUGCUCGAAAAGAGGGGAUUUUUUGGGGGCAAUUAGGCUGUAUGAGUUGGCUAGGAAGGAGGGAGUAAGAAUUGGGCAGUACCAUUAUUCUGUGCUUCUGUAUCUUUGUUCUUCUGCGGCUACUGGUUUUCUGCAGCCUGCAAAAAGCGGGAGUGGUAGUAGGAGUUUGAACCCGUUAGAAUCAAAGGAGGUUAGUAGUGUGGGGUUUGAAGAUAAUAGUGAAUUUUCCCGAAUGGAAAAUAGAAAACCUUAUGGAGGAGAGAAUGGUUUGACAGUAGAUAGCUCUUUGGAAAAUAAUUUGCAACAUAAUUCUCAAAGUACGUUUAGUUGGAGUGAAUUGUUGAGCACGCCUUUGGACUCUUCUCCUCAAACUCUAGAUGAAUUAGUUCAGUUGAUGAAGACUAGUGUCAAGCCUUCUGAGGUAAAAGAUGCAAGGGAUCAACAGGAAGGCUAUGUAAUUCAAGUAGGCCAAGAUGUCAAGAGCUUUGCACUUCGAAAGGGUUUUGAAAUAUGUGAGUUGAUGCGUUUAGAAAAGGUUCCAAUGAAUGAGGCGACUUUCACAUCCAUGGCUAGACUGGCAAUGUCUUUAGGCGAUGGUGAUAAGGCAUUUGAUGUGGUGAAGCAAAUGAAGGAAUGCGGGAUAGAUCCAAGACUACGAUCCUAUGGUCCUGCUCUUAGUGUUUUCUGCAAUAGCGGAGAUGUUGAGAAAGCAUUCAUGGUUGAAGGACAUAUGCUGGAGAAUGGGGUUUAUCCAGAGGAGCCUGAACUAGAAGCACUGUUGAAACUAAGUGUUGAGGCUAAAAGGAGUGACAAGGUCUAUUAUUUAUUGCAUAAACUUAGAAUGAGUGUUAGGCAGGUUUCUCCUUAUACUGCUGAUUUGAUUGAGGAAUGGUUUCAUAGUAAGGCUGCUUCUGGAGCGGGAAAAAGAAAAUGGGAUCAAAGAUUAAUUAGGAAAGCAAUUGAAAAUGGAGGUGGAGGUUGGCAUGGACAAGGCUGGUUGGGAAAUGGAAAAUGGACUGUGUUGCGUACAUCCGUGGGGUCUGAUGGCUUCUGUAAAUGUUGUGGUGAACAAUUAGCAACCAUUGACCUAGAUCCUGAAGAAACCGAGAAUUUUGCCAAAUCAGUCGCAUCUAUAGCGUCACAGAGAGAGAAGAAUUUAAAUUUUCAGAAAUUUCAAAAAUGGCUCGACGACCAUGGACCUUUUGAAGCAGUUGUUGAUGGAGCAAAUGUUGGUCUCUUCAGCCAAGGAAAAUUUCAACCAUCUAAGGUCAAUGCUGUUGCGAAUGGAAUUCGUCAGAUGCUUCCUUCUAAAAGAUGGCCUCUUAUAAUCUUGCAUAAUAGACGAGUUUCUGGUGAUAUGAUGCGCAAACCAUUAAACAAGGCACUUGCACAGAAGUGGAGAACUGCUGAUGCACUCUAUGAAACACCUACCGGUUCAAAUGAUGAUUGGUACUGGUUAUAUGCAGCUAUAAAGUUCAGAUGCUUAAUGGUGACAAAUGAUGAAAUGAGAGAUCAUUUGUUUCAAUUACUUGGAAAUGACUUUUUCCCUAAAUGGAAAGAGCGACAUCAGGUGCAUUUCGGUUUCUCGGAAAUAGGUCCAGUAUUUCACAUGCCUCCCCCAUAUUCUGUUGUAAUCCAGGAGUCAGAAAAAGGUCACUGGCACAUUCCAAUCGCAUCAGAGCUUGAAUCUGAAAGGGAUAGGACCUGGUUAUGUGUUACACGGGCUAACCCACACACGACAGGGAAGAAUUCUCCUAAUGUAUCCAAAGAAACAGAAGUUCCAAGCCAUAAGGAGAAAGAUGCAAGCUCAAGUACUCAAAAGAAAACUCGAAAAGAAGUGACUAGAAGGAAGCAUGGCAACAAUGAGAUUAGUCCAGAGGUACCCAAAGAGACGUGUGCAAAUCUAAAAGGUGUUGAUGUUCUACAAUCAUCGAGAUCUCCAAAUCAGAAAAUGGUUCGUCAAGAACUUGAGGCUGCAGAGACGCUUGGCAGCUGCACGAUUGAUUUCCAAAUAUAAUGUAUGUGACCGAGGCCUGCCUUCAGAAUCAUCGGGACCUUGUUUGGCACUUGAGCUGACAAAGAAAAUCUGAUCAACAGUUUCACGAUUUUGAUCCUCCUCUUGCCUUCGGUCACCCUAUAAACAACCCUAACCGAAUGAGCUGACUACAAUUCUGCAAUGUUCUUCAUUAGCGAGAAUAUCUUUUUCCACCAUAGCCGUAACGAGGUAGGAGUGUGGAUGCUGCUGAAGAAAGAGGUUCCUCCAGCGUCUCAAAUUUCACCUGUGUUUAAGUUGAGGGAAAAUUGUAUCUGUAAUUCUCUUCUGCAAAAUCCCUUGUAAAUCACUACUUCAUUCACCCUCUGCAAUCCUCUCUCUUACUGUUGCAUAGAGUAUUUUAUUGUGCUCUAAAUCAGCAAAACACAGCCUGUUUUGGCUCAUGGCGUGUUCCCUUGUAACCUAAGACAGUGGAAGUUGCAUUUUCUGUUUUGGUUGUUUCGAGGCUGGAAAUUAUGAUUUCUGAGCUGCCAUUUUUAUAA